This is a messenger RNA of Camellia sinensis, 841 nucleotides long. RefSeq names its product 21 kDa protein. The record is from RefSeq and is a predicted model, not a curated record. Lineage: Eukaryota; Viridiplantae; Streptophyta; Magnoliopsida; Ericales; Theaceae. Gene Ontology annotation, biological process: negative regulation of catalytic activity. Gene Ontology annotation, molecular function: enzyme inhibitor activity.
UUCAUAGUUCCCAACUUAACCCAUCAAUCUUGCACAGAGAGAGAGAAAGAGAGAUGGAAAGUUCAUUUCUUUCCCAUGUACUAACAACUCUUUUCAUUCUCCUUCAAUUCACUGCCUACAUGCCCUCUUGCUUAGCCAAUAAGCCAAUACCCACAAAUGCAAACACAGACUUCAUCAAAAAAUCAUGUACCAUCACAUUGUACCCUCAAUUAUGCUACGACUCCCUCUCAAUCUUUGCGGACAAAAUCAAAACUAGCCGCAAAAACUUAGCCACCUUUGCCAUCUCUGUUACCCUCUCAGCCGCCCAAUCAGCCUCAGAUUUCGUGACAAAGCUGUCAAAGAGUCCGGGCCUGAGCCCCGUGGAGGCUUCAGCCCUAGCUGACUGUGUCGAACUAUCGGGCAACUCAGCGGAUGAGCUCAGCCGUUCCUUGAAAGAGAUAGCUAAUACUAAUUUUGGAGACCCCAACUUUGGUAGAGAAGUAAAUGAUAUUCAGACUUUUGUUAGUGCUGCAUUGACAGAUUUUGGUACUUGCUUUGAUGGCAUUUCUAAGAAAGCAAGUGGGCAAGUCAAGACUAAAGUCGGGACGCAAGUUUUGAACGUUGAGCAUUUGACUAGUAAUGCCUUGGCUUUUAUCAGCAGCUAUGGUACAGGUCCCCAGACAACCUCACCAUAAAUGUGUGACUCAGAUUCAUAAUUUUAUAUGCGUGUAACAUUUGUUCCUAAAUAAAGAGGAGAAACUAGUAGAAUCUUAUUCUAUUCCACAUUUAUAGCUCAAUGGUAUUUUAGUAUUUGAGAAGGAAUAUAUAUAGAGAAACGAAAAAUUAAGGGAAAAGUGGCACC